This is a messenger RNA of Pelmatolapia mariae (spotted tilapia), 3119 nucleotides long. RefSeq names its product IKAROS family zinc finger 1 (Ikaros) (gene ikzf1). Bases 1 to 1899 code for a protein of 632 amino acids. The transcript is spliced from 8 exons. NCBI's taxonomy places the organism in Eukaryota, Metazoa, Chordata, Actinopteri, Cichliformes, Cichlidae. Gene Ontology annotation, molecular function: DNA-binding transcription factor activity; RNA polymerase II cis-regulatory region sequence-specific DNA binding. Gene Ontology annotation, biological process: regulation of transcription by RNA polymerase II. The record is from RefSeq and is a predicted model, not a curated record.
AUGGUCCACUCUCCUCGCUCGCCUCAUCCCAUCUCAUGCAUGGCUGCCAGUAAUGGUCUACUGGGUGUCAGCUUUUAUUGGCACGGCACAAAGCAAGUGCCAGGGGUUCGGUGGCUCGACUCCCCACUGCAGACUGUGGAUAAAAGCAAGCAAAAUGCCUCAGCCGAGCUGAGAGACAUAGUCAUGUUGGGCUGGAACGAGGAAGUGCAGUGGAGAGGGGAGGGACUCAGGGCGCAGCUCCAUGGGGCCGCCGCGGCGCUGCGACCUUCUGCACAUGGAGCCGGGGAGAGUUGGAAGAACUUCAUACUGCAAACUCAAGGAAUAGCAGAGUACUUGCACCGCAUGGAGACAGAGGAGGCCCAGGAAAUAGCCCAGAUGCCAGACAGGGACAGUCCCCCUGCCAAUGAAGCGUCCGAGGAGGCAGAAGAGCCCAUGGCUGUCCCUGAAGACCUGUCAGCCGGCUCCACCCAGCAGCAGAACAACCGAGGGGACAAAGCCUGUAACAUUAAAGUUGAGGCUCGCAGUGAUGAGGAGAAUGGGCUGGCCUGUGACAUGAACGGUGUGGAGGAGGAGGAGUGCGCGGAAGACUUGCGCGUGAUCGAUGCCUCCGGGGCCAAGGUGAACGGCUCACAGCCGAGCCCCGAAGCCAAGGCCUUCUCCUCGGCCGGCGGUAUCCGGCUGCCCAACGGGAAGCUCAAGUGCGAUAUCUGUGGGAUAGUUUGCAUUGGCCCCAAUGUGUUGAUGGUGCACAAGCGAAGCCACACUGGUGAACGUCCAUUCCAGUGCACCCAGUGCGGCGCCUCCUUCACCCAGAAGGGCAACCUGCUGCGUCACAUCAAGCUCCACUCAGGGGAGAAGCCCUUCAAGUGUCACCUGUGCAGCUACGCCUGUCGCAGGAGGGACGCCCUCACCGGCCAUCUACGCACACACUCGGUUGGAAAACCCCACAAGUGUGCUUACUGUGGGCGGAGCUAUAAGCAGCGCAGCUCUCUAGAAGAGCACAAAGAGAGGUGUCACAACUACCUCCAGUGUAUGGGACUGCAAAACACCAUCUACACAGUAGUAAAGGAAGAAAGCAACCAGAUUGAGCAGAGGGAAGACUUGAGCCAAACGGGAUCUGACAGAGCCUUGGUGCUAGACAGACUAGCUAAUAAUGUAGCUAAACGUAAGAGCACUAUGCCACAGAAGUUUGUGGGUGACAAACGUCUGUCGGACCUCUCUUAUGACGGAGGAGCAGGCGAGCUGAUCCAGCCCCACGUCAUCGACCAGGCCAUCAACAGCGCCAUCAGCUACCUAGGCGCCGAGUCGCUCCGGCCUCUGGUCCAGACCUCCCCGGCCUCCUCUUCCGAUGUGGGCCUCAGCUCCAUCUACCCCCUCCACAAGCCGGCAACAGAGGCCCACGUGGGGACGGGCUUGUCAGCCAAAGACAGUGCGGCCGAGAACCUGCUACUGCUCUCCAACUCCAAGUCUGCCUCCAGCGAGAAGGACGGCUCGCCCAGCCACAGCGGCCAGGACUCCACGGACACCGAGAGCAACAACGAAGAUCGCCCGACCGGAGCAGCCCCCGGCCUCAUCUACCUGACCAACCACAUCACCCAGGGGGUUAGGAACGGCGUGCUUCCCCUGGUGAAGGAGGAGCAGCAGAGGCAGUUCGACGCCAUCCGGGCCGGCAUGGAGAUGGCCUCCGAGGGCUUCAAAGUAGUGACAGCGGACGGGGAGCAGGUGAGGGCGUACAGGUGCGAACACUGCCGCGUCCUCUUCCUGGACCACGUCAUGUACACCAUUCACAUGGGCUGCCACGGCUUCAGAGACCCCUUCGAGUGCAACCUCUGCGGUCACCGGAGUCAAGAUCGAUACGAGUUCUCCUCUCACAUAACACGAGGAGAGCAUCGCUACUGAGCCACGCCGACCAGAGAACACACAUACAUACUUUCACAGGAUAGAACACACACACACACACACACACACACACACACACACACACACACACACACACACACACACACACACAUGUCUGGUUUGCUAUCCUCGUGGGGACAUCCCAUUGACAUAAUGCUUUCCCUAGCCCCUUACCCUAACCCUAACCAUUAAAAAUGAAUGCCUAACCCUAACCCUUACCCUAAACCUAACCAUAACCUAAUUGUAACCCUGACAGUAAAACCGCAUUUUGAGUGUGAAAAUUGCUUUCAACCCCAAGGGGACCUGGAUUUUGGUCCCCACGGUGCAGAAAGUCCCCACCAGGAUAGUAAAAGUCAGAUUUUGGUCCCCACCAGGAUAGUACGAACCCGUACACACACACACACACACACACACACACACACACAGGCAAGCACAUGCAAUAAAUUAAUAUAAAUACAUCAUGUAAAAUACAUUGUUAAUGUCUGUGUGUUUUUUAUAAGGUAUGCAUGUUUGUCGACACACAAAUAAAUAUACAACUAUUAAAAACAUUGAUUUUCAUCUCUGAUACGAACUACUCUGUUUUUUUAGGUUUUUUUUUAAGAAAACAAAGUAAAUAAGGACUGUUCUUCAUUCCUCACAGGCAUGAAGAACAGAACUUCUUAAAUACACAUCACCUGUGUAUGUAAAUAUAUAUUAUUUUUCAUCCUUUUUUUCAAGAUUUAAAGUAAUAGGAUUUACAUCCUUUUUGCUUUGACACCUUUCUGUAUUGAAUAACAGAAAAAAUGUCAAUCCCUUCUGCGGCUGUUUCCAGUGCAGGCAAACCCAGUGUAACAUAAAUACAAUCAGUAACGUAACAAUCAGUGUAGAUAGACCCACAGCUCCCCUGUAAGGUUUUAACCUGCUCUUGUGUUUGUAAUAACCUUCACGUUAUUUAUACAUUUACAUGCCUGUCUGUUUUUUGUAUUUAUUACAGUGAUUGAUGUUUGUCUCUUAGAGUAGUCAAAGCUGCAUUUUUUUUUCUUUUUCAGUUCGGCUGUACUAAAUGUGUAUGAUGUUAUCUGAUCCAUGACUGCUGCUGGAAGCUAUUUUUAGUGUUAUCAGAGGGAAAUGUUAUCCUGGACUUUUCUGUUUUAUACCUGAUGGCUAAGAAUUGUUUGACCCGUGAGACGAAAACGAAGUUGACCUCAGUUGAAGGGAGCUUAAUGCUUGCAAAAAUAUCA